This is a messenger RNA of Papaver somniferum (opium poppy), 1476 nucleotides long. RefSeq lists its product as uncharacterized. The record is from RefSeq and is a predicted model, not a curated record. The transcript is spliced from 3 exons. Lineage: Eukaryota; Viridiplantae; Streptophyta; Magnoliopsida; Ranunculales; Papaveraceae. The coding region runs from base 1 to 1476 and encodes 491 amino acids.
AUGGUGUGGGUUCGUUUUCCAGGUUUGGGUCUGGAAUUUUGGAGUGAGAAAAUAUUGUUCAAUAUCUAUCAAGAAAUUGGGACUUCAAUCAAAAUUGAUAAUGCUACUGCAAAUUGUGAAGUUGGUUAUUAUGCUAAUGUAUUGGUGGAAAUUGAUUUUGCUCAAUAUAUUCCUAGUAAAGUAUGGAUUGGAACUAAAUAUGGGGGUUUCUUUCAGGAUGUCCUGAUUCCAGAUUGUCCAAAGUUCUGCUCUCAUUGUAAAAUUGUAGGACAUUUAAACUCUGAGUGUAAUUUUGAGAAGCAAAGAAGGUUUGAUACUCAAAAUGUUAAUCAGGUUCAGACUCCAAAUGUUAAUCAGCCAGUAAGUGUUAGUAAUACAGGUGAAACAAAUGGGGUUCAACAAGUUAAAUUCAGUCCUUUAAAGAAUGUGGAAAAUGGUUGUAUUCCAGAAGCAAUAAUACAGGAAGUUCCUAAAGUAGUAGAGGUUGUGCAGAAUGAAGAUGUGAAUAUUAUCAAAUUUGUGGAUGGAACAAAUGGAACAAUUGUUAAUGUGCCAGUGCAAAUUACUUCUUGGGCCAAUGUAUUAGAGAAGAAAAUGGUUACUUCUAAUGCUAGUGCAUCUACUGCUGCCAGUCCUGCUAAUCAAUCAAAGCCACAAGUUAUUUCAGUAUCAAGCCAAAUGAUUACAGUUUCUGUUGGUGAUGUGUUAGUUUCUGGAGUACAUGCUCAUGUUAAUUUGGUUCAAAGAAGGUUCUUAUGGUCUGAAAUGAAGCUAAUAAGUGAUUUAAACAAACCAUGGAUUAUACUUGGGGACUUUAAUGCAAUUUUAUCUCAAGAUGAGAAAAUUGGUGAUAAAUCUCCUAACAGAAAUUCAAUUUUAGAAGUCAGUGACUGCUUAAAUCAGUGUGAGUUAAUCCAAGCUCCUAAAAAUGGGUUGAAUUAUACAUGGUCUAAUAGACAACAAGGAAGUAAGAGAAUUUUGUGUACUUUAGACAGAGUAGUUUUUAAUCAAAAAUGGAUACAAUUGUAUGGGGAUUGGGGGUAUAAAGUUGGUAUGAGAAUAGUGUCAGAUCAUGCUCCUCUACUAGGUGGAUGUGCAAGCAUUCCAAAACCUCAAAAUGUUCCAAGAAUAUUUCAGAAAAUGUGGCUUAGUCAUCCUAAUUUCUUGAAUGUAGUUGCAGAUUGUUGGGCAAAUUCAGUAGUUGGUGAUCCUGCUUUUCGGUUUCUACAAAAAUUGAAGAAUUUAAAUAAGGUUUUAAAUGAUUGGAAUUGGCAGGUGUUUGGAAAUGUUCAUGUCAAAAUAAAAGAAGAUGAAGAUAGAGUUAAAUUGGAUACUCAAAUUUCAUAUAGUAAUCCAUUUGAUGAGGAGGCUCUUCAAGAAUUAGUAAAAGCUCAAAAUGAUCAUGCUAGUAGAGAAGCUCAAGAAAAUACUUUAUUAAGGAAAAAAUCCAGGGUUAAAUGGAUUAAAGAAGGAUGA